UCGAUUAAAAAAUUAACUAAUUAAUUGCAGGUUUUUUCUGAAACUAAUCGCGAUUAAUCGCAAUUAAUCCCACCUAACAUUAAACUUUUUAAAUAUACUUUUAUAUUGUAAUAAUUUCACAUUUAAUGUUCAAAUGAAUGUAGAAAAAUGUCGUUUAAUGACAUCUUUUUUUAUUACUGAAGGCCAGUAUCACUGAUACCAAUAUUCUUUUUUUCCUAAUAUUUGACCAUUGCCAUUCAACAUUACAGUAUAAUUGAGAGCUAUCAAUUUUAAUAUUUAUUGGACUUUAAUAAAGUAACUUCUAAUUUAAGUGAACUUUAAACAAUCUUCACAUAAACCCAUUAUAACAAAUGUCAUAUUUAGCCACCUUUGCCCUUCAGCAAGUAGGACACAUGCAGAAAUUGAAUAAAGUUAUCAAACACUAAAUUCUAAAUUAAAUAUAGAUCAAUCCUUAAAGCUAUAGGCCUAAAUGUUAUGGAUUUCCUCUUUUUUUUCUUUUUUCUUUGAUGAACAGACAUCACAGCAGCUGGGUUAAUAGGUUAUUUUGGGUGCUGUUUUUUAAGAGCUGCCGCUGCUGAUAUGAUAAAGGCUACAGCUCGUUUGACUCGCGCCUGGCGCUGAGGUGAAGUGGAGUGCGCGUCUGAAACUUCUCCUGUUUGAUGUGCUCGUAAAGACUUUCUGUGACUAAAUAAAUACACUUCUUAGCAAGAAAAAAGAGACAGAGGCAGCAGUUAUGAGUGGGGUGGCCAACACUAGCCCCGCCCCUGCGUUAACGGUGUUAAAUAUUUUUAACACGUUAAACUGAAAAAAUUAAUCGCCUGCAUUAACGUGCUAAUUUUGACAGCACUAAUAUAUAUACAUAUAUAUAUAUAUAUACAGCUUUCCUGUAGCUUAAAUAGUAGAGCAUGGCGCUAGCAACGCCAGGAUCAUGGGUUCGAUUCCCAGGGAAAGCAAGAGCUGAUAAAAAAAAAAACUGUAAAAAAACUGUAACUUGAAUGCAAUGUAAGUUGCUUUGGAUAAAAGCGUCUGCUAAAUGCAUAAAUGUAAAUUAUAUAUAUAUAUAGUCCUAUAUAUAUUUAACAAUAAAAAUAGUCCAAUUAUCAAGAAAGGUCAUUGAAAAGUGCUAUUUCACUGUACUUCUACGCCAACAUUUAUUCAUUUUAAACAACUAUGGUUUCUGUUGGAGGCUGUAUUCACUCUCAUGUUGAGAAUAAGACAUGCUCUCUGUCUGAAUAGCUCCUCAUACAACAGUAAUCAUGUCUCAGAAAGGCAGGAUGGUUGUCAUGUGCUCCCCCAUCUCAUUUGGUGCUCUGGGUGUUGGAAUAAUUACAGUUCUCUCUGCCAAACCAUUCAUCUCUGCUCACUUACUGAAGACAGGAAAGAAAAUGGCCGAAUACACAUAGGUGUGUAGUAAUUGGGGACAAGCCGCUAUGCAAAAUUAAUCAGAAAACAAUUUAUUAAAGUAUGGCGUCCUUUAAGAUAGGUUUGAAGGGCAUAUUCUUGAUUAAAUAUUUAAUACUUAUCAAUGCUACUAUGAUAAUAGUAACAAUAAUAGGUAUACUUGUUAAAAAAAAAGGUCUGUUUCAAGCGUGUUCAAGCUUUUAGCGCCCUCUAGUGGUGAAAAUCUUUUUCAACGUUUCUUUUUUGAUCCCUUCGCUUUUUGGCCUCUUAAUUUUCCUCAUUCUUACUAUUUUUUUCUGUCUUUCCUUUAAAACACUUGUCGUUGUAUGUCGGUGUUGUCAGAAGAGAAAUCGUGAACAACUGCGAACUCAAAAACGUAAAUGUAAAAAUACGCAAAAAGAUAGACAGGCAGAAAUCUGACCGUGUCCCGCAGCCAUUUUUUUUUAGACUAUUUAAAGACUAUGGCCAGACACAGCAAGUUGAAUCUGAUAUUAUGUUCACUCAUAUUCAUAAUAUUUUGCAUUUACAGGCCAGUGGUUAUUCUGGAAAUUGGGGUGGCUGUUCUUGUGGCGGUGUUCUUCUUGGUCUACCUCGCUACUCGCUACAAUCCUCCGAAAGAUCCCUUGUUCUACGUUUUUGCAGAGUUUUCCUUCAUGUGUGUCAUUGACCUCACGAGCGCUCUAGAAUACGAUGGCUUCACGUCAGGGUUCAUGGAGUUCUACCAGAAAACGGGGGAGCCGUAUCUUGGCACGCCGUAUGCUAUCAUGAUGUGCUACUGGGAUGGUAUAGUGCACUUCAUCCUCUACCUGAUGCUAAUACACCGCAUGUCAAACAGGCAACAAUACCGCACAUUGGGUCUUUUCUGGGCUGGAUCGCUGUGUGCCAACAUGAUUGUGUUUGUACCUGGAAUCGUGGUUGGUAAAUAUGGCUCCGAGAUCCAUCCUGCCUUCUGGCUCAACAUGCCGUUUCUGUUGGUGCCCAUAUGGGGAGCAGUUUCCUUGUUCUCCAGGUCAAGGGAUAUGCCUCUUGUGGGAGCAUCCAAGGCGGAACGUGAGCAGAAAAAAGCCUUGAUCUGGCGCCCCCUGGAUCUUCUCUUCGUGGUUUAUCUAGUGGCCGCCAUGGGAUUCACUAUCUUUAGAGGAUUGGCCGUUCUUGAUUGCCCGUUAGAAAUCCUCAACAUAUAUGUGACAGAGUAUGAACCAUAUCUGAAGGAUCCUGUGGGCUUCCCCAAAGUUAUGAUGUUGCUGCUCCUGUUCCAUGCGCUUCCAAUGCUGGGUUCAUUUGCAUAUGGGCUUUGCACACCUGGCUGCACUUGGAUGCUUGAUUGGACGGUAUAUUUUGCAGGUGCCAUUUUACAGUGCCAGUGGUCUCAUAUUGGAGCGUCGCUGCACCCACGCACUGCAGAAAUGUACAGGACUCCCGUCACGACCCUGGCGCCCGUCCUCCUCCUCAACCUGCUGUAUGCGGCCGGUCCUGUACUGCUCGCCCUGCGUUGCAAACGAGAGCCGGACUACUUCCUCUCCAUCGCACCUGUGGGCCAAACUAACAAUGAGAAGAAAUUAAGUUAA
Onychostoma macrolepis is the source of this 2969-nucleotide messenger RNA. It is a transcript of the gene tm6sf2b, whose product is annotated as transmembrane 6 superfamily member 2b. Gene Ontology annotation, biological process: regulation of lipid metabolic process; lipid homeostasis. The transcript has 9 exons. The record is from RefSeq and is a predicted model, not a curated record. Gene Ontology annotation, cellular component: endoplasmic reticulum membrane; endoplasmic reticulum-Golgi intermediate compartment membrane. NCBI's taxonomy places the organism in Eukaryota, Metazoa, Chordata, Actinopteri, Cypriniformes, Cyprinidae. Bases 1863 to 2969 code for a protein of 368 amino acids.